AAAUUGACACUACUUGUUGGGAUGGUCACAUUCCUAUCCAUGACCCCGUCGCACGCCUUCAUAUGUGAUAAUGCCUUCGACUUGCACGGUCCUACAACCCGUGGGGGUGAAGAGAGAGCCAUGCCCUAUCUUGUAUUCAUCCGGUGUGUCGACAAGGCUAACCCUUCACAGAGCAUCUCUGUCGCUCCAGUUAACUAUCACAUUCACAACGAUGAACAACUUGAUGUGUGGGGUUACGAAGUUUAUAGGGACACUAAUAUAAAGGCCAGUAAACUGGGUGCAUAUUUGUGUCCCAGGAAGAACCCGUGGAGGCCAGAAUGCGACGACGACGCUUGUGUGCCCGCGUAA
Messenger RNA from Puccinia graminis f. sp. tritici CRL 75-36-700-3, 348 nucleotides. RefSeq lists its product as uncharacterized. The coding region runs from base 22 to 348 and encodes 108 amino acids. The transcript has 4 exons. Lineage: Eukaryota; Fungi; Basidiomycota; Pucciniomycetes; Pucciniales; Pucciniaceae. The record is from RefSeq and is a predicted model, not a curated record.